Messenger RNA from Sporothrix brasiliensis 5110, 372 nucleotides. RefSeq names its product V-type H+-transporting ATPase subunit F. Gene Ontology annotation, molecular function: proton-transporting ATPase activity, rotational mechanism. Lineage: Eukaryota; Fungi; Ascomycota; Sordariomycetes; Ophiostomatales; Ophiostomataceae. Gene Ontology annotation, biological process: proton transmembrane transport. Gene Ontology annotation, cellular component: proton-transporting V-type ATPase, V1 domain; fungal-type vacuole membrane. The record is from RefSeq and is a predicted model, not a curated record. Bases 1 to 372 code for a protein of 123 amino acids. The transcript has 4 exons.
AUGACGACGGCGGCGGACUUCAAGGACCGGCAGUUCCUUGCUGUGAUUGGAGACGAGGACUCUGUGACUGGCCUGCUGCUGGCUGGCAUUGGCCAUGUGACUCCGGGCCCCGAUGCACAAAAGAACUUCCUCGUCGUCGACAGCAAGACGGACAAUACGGCCAUUGAGGCGGCGUUUGACCGGUUCACCACCGACCGCAAGGACAUUGGCAUUGUCCUCAUCAACCAGCACAUUGCCGACCGGAUACGGUACCGUGUCGACACAUACACGGCGGCCUUCCCGACCGUGCUCGAGAUUCCGAGCAAAGACCAUCCGUACGACCCGGAGAAGGACAGUGUUCUGCGGCGUGUGAGACGGCUGUUUGGCGAGUAG